UCUUACCUCCGAGGCUCCGCCCCACCGUCACCAGAUGUUUCGGCCUCCCUAGUCCUGCUUCCCCACGGCUCACAAACUCUGCAGCUAAACCCUGACUCUUCUCAAAGCCUCUCUCUCUCUUGCGGUCUCUUCCGUGAACUUCCAUAGAGACAUUACUGGUACAAGGUAAAACUCUUGAACCAAAGUUCAAACUGUACUCUUCCGAGUCUGUUCUUUCAACCGUUUGAAACCCAUUUUCGGUUCGUUUACCUUCUUACCUUCUCGGCUUCGUUACUAAAUGUAGACAACCUGACUCUUUUUUUCCUCUUUGACCCCCCUUCUUCCAGUUAAUGUUGCUCUGGUCCUAGUCCUCCGAGUUCUUUUCACUUGGCUAAACCCCGCUUCUAAGCGGCCGUUCGUUUCAGAGGUAGAGCAGGCAGUCUAAGAAAAUAUAAUGUGUUUUCUUGUCGUAGAUAUUGAGACGUAGUCAGCUUUUUUCAAUUGGAUUUCUUCUAAUCUGUCGGGCUUUGGUUUUCCUUGACUGGGGAUUGAUUCUUGUGAGAAGCUAGACUGGGGAUUGAUUCUUGUGAGAAGCUAAGUGCCAUCUGAGGGUUUUGUGAACUGGGUUUGGUUGUUUUUAUUGUUUUUCGACGGGCUUCUUGUUGGAAUAGAGCCUUUUCAGCUGAAUGUGGUAAAAGGGGCUCCUUGAAGACUUUCGUGGUAACCAGGAUGUCUGUGGAUAAUCAUAGUUUCGUGGAAUGGGAGGAGCGCUUCGUAUGUCAUGAGCGUGGUAACCGUGUGAUUCAUUUUUAUCUAAAGGAUGUGUCAGGGGGUUCACUCCUUGCUGUUGUUGGGACUGAGAGGAGUGUAAGGCACAUGACAUAUGUAGUCUCGGAUGCGUUUAUGGCGUUGCCCGGGUUUGAGAAAUCCGUCAAUGCGUGCACGAAAUGGCGGGCGAGAAGAGAGGUGGUUGAAUGGCUCACAUCAUUGGUCUCAAGGCAUCGUGUGCCGUACUCAGAUAUUUCAAAUUCUCCAAUGAUUGACUCAAGACAAGCUUUAGGAUCUUUUGAAGUGUCGAUGACUGGAUUCUGCACUCGUCAAACUUACGUUCCAGAUCAUAUGGUGGCAAGGAAAUUGAGAGUUCAAGAUUCAGAGAUUGUAUGGUCUGGUGUCGCUUGGAUCUGUGCCAAACAGCUAAAGCACUACCCAGCUUUUUGCAGGAACAAAACUACUAUAGCCAUCCAUUCAUUUGUAUUUAUUAUGGGUGAAGAAGGAAAUCGGUAUCUUGGUUACUUGGAAGAUAUGUAUGAAGACAGAAAAGGACUCAAAAAGGUAAAAGUGCGGUGGUUUCACCACAAUAAAGAAGUCAAGGGUGUAAUUCCUCAACUGAAUCCCCACCCAAGAGAAGUUUUCAUCACACCCCAUGUUCAGGUGAUCAGUGCCGAGUGUGUUGACGGUCCCGCAAUAGUUUUGACUCCUAAGCAUUAUGAAAAAUGUAUGGCUGCUGUUGCACCUGGUUCUUCAUCUGGAAUCCAUGUGUGCUUUAGGCAGUUUAAGAACAAUAUGAUCAAGCCCUUCACUCUUCCUAAAUUGCAUGGGUAUUCUAAUCAAGCAAUCCUCUCUUCUAUAGAUGGUUUCCUUGUCUCCAAGCAAAAACUGAAACGCCAUACAUUGCAUAUUGAAGAUGAGGAAGAGUUAGCACAUGAUGAUCCUUUGAGGAUGGGUACUAAAAGGAAUAGAAGUUACAAUGGGCAUCAAGGACUUGAAACUGGUUCUUCUGGUGCCAGAAAUUCAUUCCCUGGGAAUCAGAUAACAAAGUGUGAACCAGAGCUCCCCAAGUUGAAAUUGAUAUUUUCAAGGAAAACAAUGGGAAAAAAGAUUGUUGAAUCCCAAUGUCCUCUUUCUUUUAUGGUUGAUGACAAGAUAGAACUGCUCUGUCAAGAUAGCGGCAUUCGGGGCUGCUGGUUUAGGUGUAAGGUCUUGCGGGCAUCUCAGAAGCAUCUCAAAGUUCAAUAUGAUGAUGUACAGGAUGCAGAUGGAUAUGGCAAUCUAGAGGAAUGGGUCCCAGCUGCUAGAGUUGCAGCUCCUGAUAAAUUCAGCAUGAGAUGCUCAGGCCGCCUGACAAUUCGGCCAAGCCCUCCUGAAGAUUUAAUCUGCUGUAAGUUCGAGGUUGGUACAGCAGUUGAUGCAUGGUGGAAUGAUGGCUGGUGGGAAGGUGUUAUAAUUGGAGUCGAUGCAUCUGGAAAUGACACCUUGCAUGUUUACAUCCCUGGCGAACACAAGUGUCUGAAGCUACAGAGAGAGGACUUUCGAACGUCCAGAGAUUGGGUAGAAAACAAAUGGGUUGAUAUAAAGGGGAAGCCUGACAUACUCUGUUGUUUAAGUGAAAAUGUUUGUCCUGGCUUGAAGCCCGCAGUGGCUUCUGCCAUGACUGAAGCAUCUGGGUGUGGCACUACAUUGUUGGAGGCCAAAGUUUACACAAUUCCCAAUCUUGAAACAGUUGGAGAACACCAACAAGAAGUACCUGAUUUAACCAUAUCGGAUGACCUCCAAGGAAAAAUGAAACGUAUUGAUUUGACAAGGCGGCUUUGUGAGGAUGAAAAUGGUAAUAAUAAUGCUAAUGGUGAUGUAAAAGAAAAUAACAAGGCUAAAGGUGAAGGUGAUCUUGAUUCUGCCAACUAGAGAUGUCAGCAGCUGAAGCCCAAGAACAGUUAACAUAGUGUUAUGUCGAAGGUGAAGAGUCUUGACUUCAAUCAAGGAUCCCUAAAGUAGGGUUCCUUCUUCGUGUAAAGUAGGUGCAUGACUUUUGGUAUAGGAGAAUCUCAAGUAUUAUAACUUCUGGAGAAUCGGCAGAUGUACAGCAAUUUUUCUGGCAGGUUUUUAACAUUGUAGGAUGGAAAUUAGAAUUUUACCUGUACUGAAAGUUUUAAGGCUGGUAUGUCAAGUUAGACAGUUUUUAUUCAGUCAGAUUGCACUCGCAGGCAAGUUCUGGCUUUGUCCCCUCCACCAUGUACUUCUAAUUUCUGAAGCAUAGUUUUGAGUUUUCAA
Messenger RNA from Juglans regia (Persian walnut), 3027 nucleotides. RefSeq lists its product as uncharacterized. Gene Ontology annotation, molecular function: chromatin binding. NCBI's taxonomy places the organism in Eukaryota, Viridiplantae, Streptophyta, Magnoliopsida, Fagales, Juglandaceae. The record is from RefSeq and is a predicted model, not a curated record. The coding region runs from base 709 to 2661 and encodes 650 amino acids. The transcript has 6 exons.